This is a messenger RNA of Nyctereutes procyonoides (raccoon dog), 8972 nucleotides long. RefSeq names its product tigger transposable element-derived protein 1-like. The record is from RefSeq and is a predicted model, not a curated record. Lineage: Eukaryota; Metazoa; Chordata; Mammalia; Carnivora; Canidae. Gene Ontology annotation, cellular component: nucleus. The coding region runs from base 1795 to 3657 and encodes 620 amino acids. The transcript is spliced from 6 exons. Gene Ontology annotation, molecular function: DNA binding.
GAGAAGCCGAGCAAGACAGUGAGGAGAGACAGACAAAGACAGGGCAAGGAGAGGCCCAGGGCCCACUGGGGGCAGAGAGAGCUGAGGAGAGGCAGUGUUCAAAGUAAUUGAACAGAUACAGAGACUGAGACACUGGUAAGAAAGAAAGUCAACAGGGAGGAAUAUCUACUCUCAGAGACCUAGAGAAUGUGAAAAGAAGCCAGAGGAUCAGAGAGUCAGGGCCGGUUAGACAUUAGACAGGAGUGUCAGAAAAGUUAGCAAGAGGGAGGGAGAUCACGAAGGGAUGGAUAUGAAAGGAGAGACAAAGAGGGUGAGGGAGAAUAGAUUCACAAAGUGCAAAUAUCGAGAUUCAAGAGAUAGACAAGGAAUACUGGCAUACAGAGAGACAAGAGGAGAGAAAGGGACAAAACUUAGAAAUACAGCAAAGAUGGAGAGUUUUCAAAGACCUAGAGAAGGGGGACAGCAAGAAGUGAGACAGUUGGAGGUAGACUUGUUAGGAAAACUUAUCCAAAAUUUGACGGGGGACGCCUGGGUGGCUCAGCGGUUGGGCGCCUAUCUUCUGCUCAGGUCUGAUCCCGGAAUGCGGGAUUGAGUCUCGCAUCGGGCUCCCUGCGAGGAGGCUGCUUCUCCCUCUGCCUGUGUCUCUCAUGAAUAAAUAAAUAAUAAAGUCUUUUAAAAAUUUUGACAAUAGGACAAAAAGAUGAUUGGGAGCCCUCUCUGCGUUUCCUGGCAUUGUCUGUCAAGCCAGCUUCUGAUUCUCGAAAACGAAGUAACACUUUCUCUCUUAAGUACCUUUUUAAAAAAAAAUAUUUUAUUUAUUUAUUCAUAGAGAUGCAGAGAGAGAGAGAGAGGCAGAGGGAGAAGUAGACUUCAUGCAGAGAGCCUGACGUGGGACCCGAUCCCGGGGCUUCAGGAUCACGCCCUGGGCUGCAGGCGGCGCUAAACCGCUGCGUCACCGGGGCUGCCCUCUCUUCUCUUAAGUACCUUUUGAUCAGAAUCCAGGCUGCAAAUGCUUGUGGUUAGAGUUGUGUAUCACCUCUAGGACACCGAGCAGAAACUGACACCCGGGCCCGCUACCCUGUGGGCGCACUACUAAUUCGACUUUGGGCUUUUAUUUCAGUGCUCCUUUUUCUCACCUUUUCUGUUCUUUCUCAUCUUUCUGGAACCACCUAUGUCAUCCUAGUUCCCUCCAUGAGGUAAAUAGCUUUUUGACACGCAAUCAUAGAGCUUAUUUUUAACUUUUAAAAAAUAUUUGACAGUCUGAGCGGAAUGAAUUCUUCAGGAUGGGAGACAAACCGAGAGAAAGAGAAAACGGACAGCCGGGAAGGGAAGGAGAUAGGGAGGAUGAUGGAAAGUCACACAAAGUAGGCGGCGGGAAAAAUUCGAGAGAAAUGAAGCAGCUUCGGGCAGAGAAAGCCUCCGGCGCCCCCGGCUGGACUCUACGCGCAGCGCCCCCGUCGCCGAACUACAUUUUCCGGCCGGCCUGGGAGUGCCGGGCGCAGAGCUCAGAGCCCUCAGGGGCGGGACUCCUCCAAUCUCGCCAGUCCCGGUCAGUCUUGCGUCUCCGCGGAUAACAUGGAGGCUGAGCUCAGCCGCCUCCAGAAAAAGGCACUGUAAGGCAGGAGAUGGGGAAGAGCCACAGCCCCACCGGCCCAGCAGAAGCAGCUGGCCCGCGUCGCGGUCUGGAGGUAGAGGCAGGUGUGGCAGGAGAGGCCAAGAGGCUGCCAUUGUGGGCACACACUGGACAGGCACUGGGGAGAGACCUCAUCAAGGCGCGUGGCUCAGGGAGGCGGAAUGAAGACAACUCCCCGGCUGCAAGUGUCAGGGAAGGCACCCCUUGGUGGGAUUGGUCUCCGCCACAGUGCCAAGCGGGACCGAAAGUCCAUCACACUGCAUGUAAAGUUAGAGGUGCUUCGGAGGUUUGAGGAAGGUGAGAAGCUAACUCAGAUUGCCCGAGCCCUGGGGCUGGCCACCUCUACCGUCGCUUCGAUCCGUGUCAACAAGGACAAGAUCUGGGCCAAUUCUCAGGCAGCCACACCUGUCAGUGCCACACAGCUGACCCGCUGCCGGGGUGUGGUGAUGGGCCAUAUGGAACGCUUGCUCAGCCUAUGGAUUGAGGAGCAAAAGCGGCAGAACCUGCCCAUCAGCACACUGCUCAUCCAGGAUAAGGCACGACGGCUCUUUGUGCAGCUGCAGCACGAGCAGGGCAAUGGCACUCAGGCUGAGACCUUUGGGGCCAGUAAUGGCUGGUUUGCCCGAUUCAAGGCUCGCCACAAUGUGCUUUUGACAGAUGAGCCAUCCGUGGCUGACACCCAGGCUGCUGCCCACUACCCCCUAGUGCUGCGCACCAUUCUGGAGGAAGGCUGCUACUCACCACGCCAAAUCUUCAAUGUGGAUGAGACGGGCCUAUUCUGGAAGCGGCUCCCAGAGCGCAUGCUACUGGCACUGGAAGGGGCAGCUGGGCCUGGCCUCAAGGCCUCUAAGGACCACCUGACCUUGCUGCUUGGUGGCAAUGCAGCUGGCGAUUUCAAACUGAAGCCUCUGCUGGUGUACCCCUCAGAGAACCCACGUGCUCUCAAGGGCUGCUCCAAGGCCAGCCUUCCUGUGGUCUGGCGCUCAAACCGCAAUGACUGGCUGACACCCAGCAUCUUCCAGGAGUGGUUUACUGGCUGCUUCUGCCCUGCUGUAGAGAACUACUGUGCCAGCCACGGCCUCCCACACCGUGCCCUGUUGCUCCUGGAUGGCGCGCCCUGCCACCCUGCUCACCUGGAUGGCCUCUCAGCCCAUGUGAGAGUUGAAUUCCUGCCCAAGAACACAUCGGCCCUGAUCCAGCCCAUGAACCAGGGUGUCAUUGCCACAUUCAAGGCCUAUUACCUGCGCCGCAUGCUCAGCCAGCUAGUCCAGGAGACAGCUGGUGAAGACCGACCCUCUGUGCAGGAGUUCUGGCGAAGCUAUACUGUUGUGACCGCUGUGGACAAUAUAGCCGAAGCCUGGGCAGAGCUGCAGCCUGUCACCAUGAACAGUGCCUGGAGAAAGCUCUGGCCCGAGUGUGUCCCUGCUGGCACACCUGAGCCUGACACUGUGCCUCAGCUCCGCCGCAGCAUUGUUGCACUAGCUAGCCACGUGGGCCUUGGAGAUGCAGCUGAGGCUGAUGUUGCCAACCUACUGCAGGCCCAUGGGGAGCACCCCCGCCACGGCAUCCCCCAGGAUACAGAAGAUGGGGACAUCAGUGGCUCUGGGUUGCCUUGGGAGGCAGGGAAAGGCUCAGUUUCCAGAAAACCAGAGCCAGAUUUCACAGAGGCUGUGGUGGGUGCAAGGACUGAGGAAGCUGGUGUGGGUGCUCUGAGCCCCGAGCACCUGGCCCAGGCCCUGUCUCACUUUGCUGCUGGUUUACGAGUCCUCAUGGAGAAUGAUCCAAACCGGGAGCGCAGCCUGCGGGUCUCUCGGGGUGUCCACUGUGCCCUUGCCCACCUCUGGGAGCUGCACCGGGAAGGGAGGCGACAGGCUCGGGCAGCUGCAUCCUCAGGAGGCCUCACUGCAGUGGCAGCAAGGGAGUUGGCAGGAAACCUGCCUUUGCCCCAAGUAGGGCCCAUAGAGGGUAGAGAAGUGGCUAAGGGCACACGUCCAGAAGGGCAGACCUCUGGCUGUCCUGUAUGAUUUGGGGCUUGGACUUGACCUCAUGUGAUCUCUGUCUAGUGAUGUUUUGUUUCUGGAGGUCAGAUACUGCUACUUCUCCCACAUGGUUCUCAUAUCUCAUGAUCUGUGGUCUCUGUAUAGUGACAUACAGCUUCAGGCUUGGGGAACAGAAGGGUGGUGGUCUCUGAUUGGCAGAUGAAUUGUAGGGCCCAGGAGUGCCCUCCCAUGACAGAGACACAUCCUGUAGUAUGGUAGUUGCCCAGCAUAGCCUGCCAGGGCAGCUUUCCUUGUGGUGAGAGGCCAGAAGUAAGAUCAGCCUCUUCCAUUUUCCAAACUUGACCUCUCCCUGCACCAUUGGAACCCUUCCUUGCCAACUUUAGAUGAGGGUUUCCUGUUCUGGGCAUGUCUGUUCUCACUUUCCAUGCCAUCCUCACGUCUUCUGGCUUCCAUGGCCUCUGUUGACUCGGGUCUCUGGUACCUUCUCUGUGCCUGAGCACUUUGAUACUGUGGAUUUUGAUACCAGGGAUCACUUCCUUGGUGAGAUGUUUUCUUCCUGAGUUUCUGUGGUAUAGUUGUCUUGGCUUCCUUCCAUCCUCUGAGGUUGAGGCUUUUGUGACUGUGAUGGUCUCCCUAUUCUGGUGCUCUUUGAAAAAUACCAUCCACUCCUAAGAGCUCAGUGAUCAACUCAGGGUUAACUCCUAGUACAUUGGUUACAGCCCAGCCUCUCCCUGAGUUAGAUCCAAAGCUCUGAUUCUGAUGGACACACACACACACACACACACACACACACACACACACACAGUUUUAUUAUCUCCCCUAAUUCCAGUUUGUUUUUCUGUCCCCCAAACUAUAACAAUGGGCAUUGUGGGGUGUCCAUCUGACUGCAGAAACACCACCUGGGUCACCAAAACCAAAGCUGCAUGAGCCACAGGUGGUGGGACAGGGGUGUCUGGGCUUUUGAACUCCUUUGAACACAAGUGCACAUACACACACUCACACCAAGUAAUAAAGAUGAGAGAAAGGAUUCCUGCUACUUCUGUCAGCUAACACUGCAUCGAUGGGCUUGCUGUCAUAUCACAGGGGCUGGGGGCCAGGGAGGGACUUGAACAGCCAGCCUUAUUGGGAGAAAGGUCAUAUGAGGCCCCACGCUUGCUUUCCUGGGGAAAGUAGUAAGAGGGAUGACAAAGAGAAGGGAAGCUUUUCUUAGGAUUCUGGUGACAGACUGGAUUAAUUGAUUGCACAAUUUGUGAGUACUUGUAAUAUGCCAGGUGUUGAGGAGACCAGAGUGAGACUGACUUCAGGAGCUGCCAGUCCAGAAGUUGUUGCAUUCUAUGUGACAAUGAUAUGGGAGAGCUUGGUUCUUGUCUCACGGAGUCGAAGAAUGAAUCUCGUGGACACAGGAGAGUGAGUAAAGUGAUAAAAGUUUAAGUAAAGAUACAGAGAAAGCUCUCAGGAGUGAGAGGGGUCCCAACAGGGUUGCCCCUGAGGGCUUGUAGGGUUGGUCUUUUAUUGGAAGCCUAAUCAGGGAACCUAAACCCUUUUUUUUUCCCCCUAAACCCUUUUAACAUUAUCUAUUGACAUCACAUUGAGUAAGGACUAUUGAUAACAUCUUUAAUGGCAUACUUCUUUGGGGUCUGGUUAUUCUUUGUUGGUCACAAGUAGCUGUUAUUACAAGACACCCUCCCCACCCACACCUUAGGGCAGGGUGGUCUGGCUUGUUCCUUAAUCUCUGGUUUCCUUACAACUCAGCAGUUUUAGGAUUUUGUGUGUGCUUCCGUGGCGCCCUACCUAGCCCUGUUUGUCCCUAACUCAACAAGGCUAUGACAGGUGACUCAGGAGAGACCCCCACCUAGCCCGGGGUAGAGGUAGAGGAUAGGACAUAAUGGAUAGGCUUUCUGGGGAAGUGGUAUCUUAGCUUUCAGGGACCUUGCUGACAAGAAACUAGUCAUUUCCAAAUGCUGCGUGUUACAGAGGGGCUUUACAGAGGCAGCCCAGUGUAGUGGGGUGAUGAUUGGUGAAGCCUAAAGACCAGGAGAAAGGGGUAUCCUCUGUGGAGGCUGAGUGCGGUACAGCAGCUGAAGGAGACAGGUGACCAUGUGGGAAUCGUUGAGGCCAAAUCUGAAUGUGUGGAAGGAAUAGUUACAUGAGCAGCCACUCGUGGUCAUCCAGGCGUUGUGUAGCAGAGAUGAGGCACACAUGGGCCGGUCCAGGCAACAGGGCUUGUUUUUUCAGAGCCAGGGACAGCGCCUGACCCUCAACAAACGCGAUGCGGGAGACCCUGGAUUCUUCGACCAGCAGCCUUCCUAGGCCCCUGAACAUUUCAGAGUGGCCCUGGUGGUGGAUCAGGGAAACCCGGUGUCUUCUGGGAAAUGCAGUGUCUGCAACUCUACAGGCUGGCUCUCCGACACUCUUGGGAACUACAUUUACCAGAGAGCCUGGCCAACAGAGACUGUCUUCCGUGCCUUUCACUUCCGGGCGUGGACCGUUUCCAUAGAGACUUGAAGCACCUGACGCCAGUUUCCCUCACCUCUUGGCGUUUUUGCGCGGAAUGGUCGAGUGGGGGGCGGGGGUUGCACGCGAGGGGAAGGGCACAGGCGCCGGAAGCAGUCAGUGGAGGGGCCGGCAGCUUCCGGUUCUCGUUGCUAGGCUGGGGUUGGUUGCUGUCCCUGCACAGUGGAGCGGUCACGUGUGGCUCCCAGGGGUGGGGUGUGUGUGUGUGCAUGAGUCGCGCAGUGCAGCCACAAGUGUUGGAAAAGGCCUGGGGCAGGGUGUGUGCCGCCCGGCGGAGGGCGGCAGCGGAAGUGGUGAACAGAAGCACCGCCGGUUUCCCAAAAAGCCCUGUUAGUCCUCGAGGAAAGGGAUCCCGGGGCGCUUGGGAUGCGGAGUGUUCCAUGAUCGCAUCCUGACCCGGAAAUGAUUCCGGGCUGAGUUCGUCCCUGGCCGCUCCUCCGGUUCUGCCCUCGAAUGGGUGCUGUUAACCUUCCUGAGCCGAAUUUCUCGGGCUUCUCUACAGCAGUUCCCUUUUAGAUGGAUACCCAACCAAGCUCUUUCAAAACUGUUCUUACUUCCUCUGCGGAGGUCAAUUUCCGUAGCCCAGGCCUGAAUUCCCUCUUUGCUCCCACUACGCGUCCGGCCGUCUGUAUGUGAGAGUGCUCCGGGAGGGCACUCCACACUCCAGGAUUAAAUUGCAGACCCUUACGCGGCCGAAGGCUCUGCAGGAUUGCCCUGGCGACAGGGCUCUGGCCUGAUCUGAUCCCACUCCCCAGAAUGUUCUCUCCUGUAGCUUCCUCAGGACACCUGACAGCCAGCACUGGCCAGGCCUGUCCUGAGGACCAGGGGCCUGGAGAGCUGGCAGAGCUGUCCAAACCCUUCAUGGAUGGAGCUCAGAUUUUAUUGAUUUAUUCACAAGAGACACACAGAGAAAGAGAAGCAGAGACACAGGCAGAGGGAGAAGCAGGCUCCAUGCAGGGAGCCCGACGUGGGACUCGAUCCCAGGACUCCAGGAUCACACCCUGUGCCAAAGAUGGUGGUGGCAUUUGGAGAAAAGGCCAAAUCUGGAUCCCACAAAAGAAGACUGGGGGCCACCCAGUGCCCUGCAGAAGGCAGUCUUCAGGAAUGUGACUGGUUUGGUUUCCAGGCAGCACAGCUCCCCACCAUUCUCACAGGAUCUUGGAUGUGAUGCCAAACAACAGUUUUAUCACUGUUUUAACUUUUUACUGUCUAAAAAAAGAGGAGAAACACAAUUCCAUGUGUUUCACAAGUGACAAGUACAGUGAGAUACUCGAAUAAGUGAAACAUACCAAAUAAAAAGAGGGAUCUACUCUCUCGCUCCACCAACUGAAGUGAUUUGUCAUCUGCAUUGGGAAUGAGGAAAUGCUGAUUUUCCCCCUGUCAGAAGGCAAUGUGAGCUUUUGCUAUGUCAAAAAAUGAGAACAUGUAGGAUAUGCUGCAUGAGGCCCAUGUUAGCAUUGGGCAUGGAGGGAAGCAUAGGAUGCUGGCAGAGCUGAAGAGCUACAAGAAUGUGACAUAGGAAGCUAUACUCCUGUACUUGAAGAUAUACAGACCCUGGCAGCAUAAGUUGCAUCCUGUGAAGAAAUAGAUGUUGAAGACUAAUAUUUGUAGAGACGAGGAGCUGGUGCCGGGUGGACCGUAUUGAAAUGCAAUUUAAAUUUAUCAUGGUCUACCAGAGUCCCACCACCAAAUUUGUCCAGUGGAGGCUUCUGACCAGCAAAAGUGCUGGGGAUGUGGCCAUAUGUCUGCUAGAUAUCUUCAUAUCUUUUUAAAAAGAUUUUAUUUAUUUUAGACAGCAUGAACCAAGAAGGGGCAGAGGGGGAAAGUGAGAGAGGCAUACUCCUCACUGAGCCCUAUAGGCUCAGUCUCACAACUCUGAGAUCAUGACCUGACCUGAGCCCCCAUGUCCAGGUCAGUCACUUAACUGACUAAGCCAUCUAUGCACCCCACAUCUUCUGCAUCUUUGGGGCCCUUUCUAUUCUUUAGUCUGGAAAUGGAAGAUACUUUGCAAAUGAGGUAUGUGGAGUAGAUUAAUGAUCAUGACCAGGAAGCACCAUCUGAGCCAGAGCCCAGGCAGCAUGGAGUGGGGCCACCAAGACAUCUACAAUAUUGUGACUUGGUAGAGGGGACCAGUGUGUGGACCUGGGAGCUGCACUUUGUUCAAGUGAUGAAGAACAGAAUUUUGUUGUUUUAUUUUUUUUUAAUAUUUUAUUUUAUUUAUUUAUUUUUUUUAAGAUUUUAUUUUUAAGUAAUCUCUACACUCAGUGUGGGGUCUGAAGUCACAACCCUGAGAUCAAAGCUCAACAAUCUUGAGCUGCAGCCCAAGAAUAGAAUAUUUAAUGAGAGCAUCUGCAGUUCAUCUUAUGAGGGGAUGUUCGGUCAUGACAUCAAAGUGGGCGUGUUGACAUCCUCGGUUCCCAAUGGGGCAGUCAGCCAGCUGGAGGCAGAAGAGGAUCUGUAGGAGUUGCUGCAGAGUGUGAGGAUGGACAGGUCUGAGAAUGAGUGCAAUGGCCUCACUGUCUUGUUGCUGGAGGUGCCAAGAACUGGAGUGGUGCUUUGUGGUGUAUGCCCUAUGGGCUGUGGGGAAGCCCAGGUAUGUGAAUCCAGCAUGACAUAUGUGGACUCGUCCUGUGGCAGAGACUCUCAGGCUAUGAGAAUGGUGACUUGGGCAUGGAGGAGAGACUUCUUGCUUCCCUCAGUAUGCUUCCACUCCCAUUUAAGAAUGUGUAGUUGGGGGGAUCCCUGGGUGGCUCAGUGGUUUGGCGCCUGCCUUCGACCCAGGGCAUGAUCCUGGAGUCCUGGGAUUGAGUCCCACGUCGGGCUCC